This is a messenger RNA of Pyricularia grisea, 4327 nucleotides long. RefSeq lists its product as uncharacterized. NCBI's taxonomy places the organism in Eukaryota, Fungi, Ascomycota, Sordariomycetes, Magnaporthales, Pyriculariaceae. The record is from RefSeq and is a predicted model, not a curated record. The transcript has 3 exons. Bases 536 to 4327 code for a protein of 1263 amino acids.
CGCAGGGCCAGCCGCACUCCCAUGCAGCAGCUUGUUGUGCGGAUUGGAUUCGAGCAAUCAACUGGCGACAAAGGCCGUUCUAUUUGGACACUGUGCACUUCGACACAUUUCACCACCGUGAUAUUUUCCUAUCCCCCCAUUCCGCCCCAAAAAAACCAGAUCUAGGAAGGGAAUAUCUACAUAGGACGAAGCAUCCCAUUGACCCGUGGUCUAGUGCUAGUCAAAGAGCAGCACUUCAUUAACCCUGCUCAACGACGACCCGCUGCCGCAGAAGUCGUGAAGAAACCCGAGCCGACCCGCUGAGCCCGACCAACCAACCAAGGAAGUCGACAUCACUUUUACAGACAAGGUUCUGUUUGACCAGGCGGGCAAUCGCGGAAGAAAAAAACUCGAGGGACGCACGACGAUACACACAAAUCGAGUCGCUUCUCGAGACGCAUACCGAACCCAAAGAAUCAACGAGAACAACUCAACGGCUUUAGCGAUCACUUUGACAAUUAUCGCCUUUCGCCAACCUAGUCAGUCUUCGCAACGGAUGAUGGCUGCUGAGGCCACCCAGUCGAAUCCCGUCGAUGCUGCCAAAACCUCCACCGAGCCUAUCAUUACCAUAAGCGCAGACUCUCAAGAUGUCGACGCGAAGCAGCCGCUCGUGAAUGGCUCUGGCCCCCCGUUUACUGACGAAAUCGAAAACAAGCAUCUUUCCGAUACCGUUGAUAAUCUGGUGAAUUCGACAGAGGUUAGUGUCAGUGGGGGCUCGGAUACCGAGGCGGGGAAGGACGAUGGAUCAAAAUAUGACGGCAAGGGCCACACGAGGACAUCCUCCACGGUCAAGAAACCGACUUCGUUCAAGUCUGUAUCCGUAAACAAGACCUUUCUGGGCAGCAAGGCGCAGAGCUCAGGGACCACUACACCAAAGAACUUGGAGAAAGCGAGCUCCACGCCUGCGGCAUCCGGUACACCGGGCGCAGGCACUUCUGCUGUGGCUCGACCCCGGUUGGUGGCAAAGCUCGGUACCACAUCACGAGAUGGAAGUAAGGCGUCUGGAGGCGCAGGCGGGAAGCCGGCUGGCGCACCAGAUCCAAGUACGGUCUGGACCAAAAAUCGACCUCCCCCACCUGUUGAACCUAAGAAGCUCACCGAUGAGGAGCUGAAGAAGUAUGGAAUCCAUAUGACAGCAAGAUUGGCGCCCGAAGACACCAACGCCGCAAACAACUGGGCCGACGUUGAUGACGACGAUGACGACUGGAUUCCCAGCGAAAUCCAGUGGAACGAUGGCACCAAGGUGACGAUACCUACAGUUGACGAGACGACCACAGUGCCCUCUGCCCCAGCAGCCUCGGAGCCGGUGCCGGAGCCGGCGCCGGCGCCGACACCAUCAGCACCACUGGCCAAGGAUCCUAAGCUUUCAGAAAAGCCAAAGUCUCCCGCGCCCGCCCAGAUGUCAUCCGGAAAGGCAAUCCUUGGGGGUGGUAAAGGUUUGGUUCUUAAGGGCGCACCCGAGAAACCGACCCUGGUAGCCAGACCACCUGCUCCGCCAGCACCCGUCAAGUCCCCAUGGGCUACUCUGCCCCCAGUAAACAAAUCCUCUCCGGUACUACUUGACACCUCGGCGCCUCAGGUGCCCGGACGAAAUCAACCCCGAGAAACGCCAUCAUCUAUGCGAGGGGUUAGUCCGCCAGCGGCCAAGGAGAUUGCUGCGGAUGAUUUCAGCCGAUCCAACGGCCCUGUUAACCCUAACCGAGAACUUUUCAACUCGCAGUCCGGUAGAUAUGAGCCAGUCACGGAACGACGUGGACCAGGAAGGCUCGAUCCACAUCAAAGGCACCCUCCAGCAGUGUUGCAGCGACCACCGCACGGAGACGGCCCGCCAGGACCUUCGCCAGCUUUCCAGUCGAAUCGCGGUGAUCAGGAGGCUCCUUAUGGCCGCCGACGUGGAUCUUCCAAUGUUAGUGGGGGCAGUGGCUCUCUAUUCCAACGAGGCGCAAAACCACACGAUCAGGGAUUACCUCCCCAGGACCUUCUCCACGGUCGACGAACUUCUUUUACAGGGGACAGCCCGGUGUCACCCUCCGGAAUGCGUCAAGGGCACGGUCCGGUGUGGCAACCGAGGACUUCACCAUACGCAUCUAACGCUGCGCCAUUUUCAAACGCCGCACCACACGAUCGACAGAACGUGCCGCCCAUGAACCAGGCACCCCCUCAGGGACCAACAGUCGAUGACUAUGAGCUGCAGAAGAAGCUCAUGGCCGAAAAGCUUCAGGCGGCUCGGCAGCGUAAGGCAGAGGAAGAAGCGAAGGCUGAAGCAGAGAAGCAAAAGAGAAUCGCGGCCAAGCUUGCAGCCCUUGGCCCGGCACCUGAGCGGAAAAGCGCAAAGCAAGCGGCCGCAAAGGAAGCGACUGUUGCUACCAAGACUUCGGCUCCUGUCUCGAGCGAGACCGCAGUCACUCAGGCUUCACAAAAGCAGGAAACGACGGACAGCAGCCCUAGCGAGACAAAGACACCGGUGGCAGGGCAGGGCGGAGAGACGAAAUCAUCACCGGCUCCGGCUGAAAAGGAAAUUCGACCCGCGGGUGUGCACACGAGGCAUGAGCCUGUACCAAAUUCAGGAUCAAACCCAACUCAGCUGCAGGAUGGGAAAGCGGCCCCGCCCUGGCAAGGACCACCUCCUGCGCAGCCUAGUCGUUUCUCAUGGGGACCGACGGGCGGACAGCCAGUUGUGCAGAAUGUUUGGGGGGCACCCAACAAUAACAGGAGCCUCGGCAAUGGAACAUUUAAUGCUGAUCUGGGCCGCCUACCGGAUGGAUUCCCGCCUAAUAUGCCACAGAUUAGUGGCACUUCAACUGCAGGACCAGGCCCUAUCGGGCCACCCAACGGUGCCAAGGCCCAGCCUGCCCAUAUCCCUAAACCAAUUGCGCCCCCAUCUGCGGCGGCUGCAGGCCUUCCACGCGGAUCCAACUCGGACGAUGACGAUACGCGAUCACGCUGGGCCAUGGCUUCCAAGGCAAGUGACGAUAGAAUGACCAACGAAACGCGAGAGAGAAUGAUGCAGCAACAAUCGGAAUUGGAGGCUCGAGGGGCAUCGGUCGACGAAACUCGUCCAGCAUAUCACGACUCUUGGAAGCCCGUCAAGUUUGACAGCGAUGGCAGGCGAAUUGAGACCAAGGACCGCAUUCAAGUUGUUCAUGGUGCCUCGUGGAAGCCCUCUGCCACGGAUGAACGUACUGCCAAGGCGGUAGUGUCGCCUUCUGGGCCGGCGUCUACUGCCUCGCCGCAAAGCCGAACCUCACGGUUCUUCCCUGUCAAGACCGAUGGCGGUCGUCCGGAAGAUAUGAACCGCCACCGUUCACCCUCACCACCACCCCCUGAUAUGGAUGGCCAUCCGGCCUUUGACGGAGACGCGACACAUCCGCAUGUUGCCCUACCGCCUUCCCGCCCUGUAGUGAGAUUGCCACCUUCAAUGGGCAGACAAGUCGCAGCAUCCAAUGCUACAGCAGGAUCAGCUGCUCCCGCGUCUGCUUCUUUCAACUGGGCAACCCCGAGGCCGUUUCAAGAGAGCCAGCCUCGUGGACCCCCAGCAUCCUCAGUGGCGCAGCAAUCGGCAUCAUCCAAGUGGCAAAGCAGAAUCAACGACCUCCUUCAUGAUAGCAAGACAUCUUCCCAGACUGGCAGGAUGGCGAUAGACUCAACUAGUCGCCGGGCUAUGGAUUCUACAGCCUCGCAGGCACAGGCAACAGUAUCUCUCCCCGGUUCUGCAGGCGUGGACAUGACGGCAAGUGGCUCUCCGACUUCAAAAGUGAUGGCGGAGGAAUGUUUUGAGGAGCAAGAAAUGGGCUCAUUGCCGGCGAUUCGCAUUCCAACCUCGGUGCCAGAUGCGGCUUGGAACCCUUCGCCUGCCCCAGCCCGUUCGACGCCUAAGCGGAUGUGGAUCUCGCCAACUACCGCUGAGGUCUUGGAGGAAAACCCCCAAAGCUUUGCCUUUGUUUGCCUUCAGGGAAUGACGUCGAGGAAGCGCGUGCACUUGCCAACAGCUCGCUCUUACAGUACUUCUUCGAGGUCUGGUCAUAACAACAAUAGCAGCAGCAGCAGCAGUUCGCGAGGCUCACGGGGCUCGGGGCCACGAACACAUACUGGGCGCGGAGGAAAUGGCAAUGGCAACACUCCUAGGUCCAGAGAGUCAUCGACACCUUAUUCCAACGACGCGUCGCAGCAAUCUCCAAGCUCUAGCUCAGGUUCCCUGCCCACAGCGUCGUCUGGUCGUGGCAGAGGAUCGUAUAGACGCCCUGCUGACUGGGGUUCUCGUCGUACUUCGACACCACUGCAAACUUAA